AUGUUUUCUCUCGACAAUUCUAGAGCCUUUCUUUUGCUAUCACUUGUAGUUAUUGUGCUUAUCAGCUCUUGUAAUUCCGAGACACUAGACUACAAUAAUUGGAAUUGCAGGACGGAACUUCGAUCUAUUAAUGAAACCAAGGACUAUUAUUACAAAUCCAAUCUCACAGACCUGCUGGAUACUUUAUCCAUCAAAUCUCUUGAUAACUACAGCUUUCACAAUGACACCUCUAGUAAUGGUGUCAUCUACGGCCUCUUUCUCUGCCGAGGUGAUUUUUCUAGUAACGACUGCCAAAGAUGUGUCGGCAAUUUGAGAAGUUUCACCAAUCGUAAUUGUUCAAGUGGUAGAAGAAGCAUCACGUGGCUUGAAGACCAAUGCAUGAUAAGGUACUCUGACAUUAAUUUCUUCGGAGUCGCAGAUACAGAGUAUUUCUCGGGGUCCUUGAUUGGCGAGAAUUAUAGUUCACCAGCAGACGCUAAAUUAGGAAUACUUGAUCUAAUGACCGAACUAGUAGAUGAAGCUUUAAAAAGUGAUAAGUUGUUCAAGGCAGGUAAUCGGGCAUUGGAAAACGGGAAUGGUUUUGUAUAUGGGUCGGUACAGUGUACAAGAGAUCUCAAUAGUACGGAGUGUAGCAAAUGCCUAAAAAGGUUUAUGAAAGAAAUCCGUGACUUUUGCGAGGCGGGGAUAGACUGUAAGGUGCUUGCCUCAAGUUGCCUUCUAAGGUAUGCCAACUCCUCUUUCAUAGAACAACCACCAGUGUCGCCGUCCCUCUCAACACUGCCGCUGCUGCCACCGUCCCCGUCACAGAGGCCGCCAUCUGGUAACGGAACUGUUCUGAUGCAAGGGCAGAGACCUAUUGCUUUCCAUAGCCAAUUCUUGAAGGGUAGGAGUUUACAUCUUCCCGCUUAUGAGGAGUUCUUGACCUUGGUUAAAGAAGUUAAAAAGUGGAGACCUUAUCUUCUUGUGGAUUACAAGAAGAGCCAGGAAAACAAGGUGACAGAUGCACUAUCAAAGUUAGGUUGUCUUCUGAAGAGUGGAUAUAUGGCUCCUGAGUAUGCAAUGUUUGGACAGUUCUCAAUCAAGUCAGAUGUCUUUAGUUUUGGUGUGUUAAUUUUGGAGAUCGUGAGCGGCCAAAAAAUUACUUCUUUUUGUAAUGAAGAGAAUACAGAGCACCUUCUAAUCUAUGCAUGGAAAAAUUGGCGUGAGGGAACAAUUUCAAAUCUCAUAGAUCUCACAUUGAGCAGUAGUCCAAUAACUGAAAUAAUGAGAAUUAUCCACAUUGGACUGCUAUGUGUUCAAGAAAAUGUAGCUGACAGACCAAAUAUGGCUUCAGUUGUUCUCAUGAUAAAUAGCAAUUCUAUUGCUCUCACUACACCUACACAACCUGCAAGUUUCAUGCGGAGCAAUAUUUUGCCAGCCACAUCAUUGCAACAAGACAUUGGUUCCAACGUAUCUGUCAACAAGGUUUCAAUUACUGAGUUAUCUCCUAGAUAA
This is a messenger RNA of Quercus robur (English oak), 1494 nucleotides long. Its product is annotated as cysteine-rich receptor-like protein kinase 29. Lineage: Eukaryota; Viridiplantae; Streptophyta; Magnoliopsida; Fagales; Fagaceae. The transcript is spliced from 5 exons. The record is from RefSeq and is a predicted model, not a curated record. Gene Ontology annotation, molecular function: protein kinase activity. The coding region runs from base 1 to 1494 and encodes 497 amino acids. Gene Ontology annotation, biological process: protein phosphorylation.